Messenger RNA from Necator americanus (New World hookworm), 600 nucleotides. RefSeq lists its product as uncharacterized. Lineage: Eukaryota; Metazoa; Nematoda; Chromadorea; Rhabditida; Ancylostomatidae. The coding region runs from base 1 to 600 and encodes 199 amino acids. The transcript is spliced from 2 exons. The record is from RefSeq and is a predicted model, not a curated record.
AUGGCGCGUCCCCGGGUGGCGGAUAAGGGGCCAAUCGCGGACCAAAAGCGACCUUGUGCUUGCCUAGAGACGCAGGUGGAUUCAGGGGAUGGACUCUCUGUUUCUGCUGAGCCAGGACUGACUCAUGACAUCCUUGUAUCCCGCACGUCAGUCCGGCCAAAAGCCUGCAAUCAAGUGACUGGGAGGUGCAAGGGAGGCGGUUUGGAGUCGCUUCCAGCAAAUAAGCUCCACAUGUCCACUCCGGGAGAACAGAAGUUCUCCCAGAAACUCAUGGGACUAGAGGCUUGCAACCUGCCCGCUACCGAAACGAAAAGGACUAGGAUGGCGAUCUGUACUUAUAACGCACGUACGCUUGCAUCGGAAGCGGCCAUCGAAGAUCUGAUGAUGCAAGCCAAGAGGAUCAAGUACGACGUCAUCGGACUGACCAAGACGAGACGACGUCACCCUCUCAACGCCGUAUAUGAGACUGGAGAAGAACUGUUCUUAGGAACAUGCGACAGUAAAGGUGUUGGUGGAGUUGACGUCGUCGUCAACACUAUAACGGCAAAAAACAUCGACUCUUUCGAACAACUUAUGACCCAAUCGGACGUCUGCGGAUGA